Messenger RNA from Dreissena polymorpha, 3343 nucleotides. RefSeq lists its product as uncharacterized. The transcript has 13 exons. The coding region runs from base 106 to 1785 and encodes 559 amino acids. Gene Ontology annotation, molecular function: protein binding. The record is from RefSeq and is a predicted model, not a curated record. Lineage: Eukaryota; Metazoa; Mollusca; Bivalvia; Myida; Dreissenidae.
AGUCUUGUUAAGUGAAUUCGAUCAUUAUUUGUUUGUGUUGCUUAUACUUUUAUACAACUGGACGUAUGACGAACAUUGGCUAAAUGAUUGUAUAAUAACUACAUCAUGGAUUAUUUAUCAUACAUUUUUCUGAGUAUUCAAGCUUUCUGUUUAGCCGCAUCAACAGUUACGAUACGGGAAAAGGUAUUAGGAACAGCUCCAAAACGACAUGAGCUGCUGUGUUCCUGGAACUUUAAUCGCACUUUUCCAGUCAUUUUUAGAAAGAACCAGUCGGGGACUUUCGAAGAUAUCGUAUUCAUAACAACUGACUGCAAGCUAAAAGCACAAACAAAUCUUAAUGGUAUAAAGUGUGGCUGCAUAGACUCUUAUCGUGCUGGAUGCAAUAUAACACAGACGCUGGACAGUGGUGAUGCGGAGGAGUGGAUGUGUGUAGUUCCUUUCCAAGGCCGGAAUAAAAACAGUAAUGUUAUCAAUAUAACGUAUACAGAAUUCAGAACGUCGACGCUGCCAGCAAAUGGCGGCGGAACAACAACCAAAACACGUCCGGCGACAGUCACAAGUUUCUACAUCAACGAUAUGCACGAAGAAUUUAAUGUGACACCCAAUGUGACACUCAAUGUGACACUCAUAGAAACUGGAAAUGGAAGUAUACAUUGUAUUGGCGAGGGAAAUCCUGCACCUUCGCUCAUAUUGAUAAAACAUUCUACAGACGAUGAACACAACAAGACGUUAUACGCGGUCAAUAACAGCACUCAUCUUCGUUACGAUACUUCUAAAUUUGGCAGCCAUCAUUCUGGGAAAUAUACUUGUGUAUCUUCCAACCGUUUUGGCGAGGAUCAUAGAACACUUCAUUUAAUAAUUAAACCGUUAGAAGAAAUCGCAAAUAUCAUGCACGGUUCUUCGGUAACAUUAACUGAAACAGCUGUUCUCUUAAAAUGGACUCUUGAUGACAAUACAUUGUUUCACUUAGUGGCCAACACAACUUGCUAUUUAGUGUACAGGACAGGUGAAGAAACAAAAUGGAUCAACGUUUUAAAAGAGCUCAAAAAGACUGUUACGCUAACGACAAUAAUGCUGGAUCUUGAACUGAACAACCUACGUCCUGAUACUCAAUAUGAAGUUCAACUGAUUGCAAGUUUACAGAUGGGCAAUUACUCAAUCGCACCGUCAUUUACGUUCAAGACAUUGUCGUUGUCCCAAGCAACGGGAAUUGACGUCGUUGUUGCGCCUAUCGUCUGUUCGGUUCUUAUCAUAUGCGUUGGCUUUCUACUGCGAGUGUAUAUGAAAAGGUCACUUCGUAAUGAGGCAAAAGUGGAUAUCGAUAACAUACGUAAAAACGCGCCAGUUUCUCGAAGCACUAUGAAUGCGGUGGGAAAUGCACCCGCAUUUAUAUUAUCAGACGACGAUGACCAUUACGACUGCAUUGAGCUGACCAGAACACAGUCAUGUAUCAAUGUACAAGACGAUCGCAGUGGUCGUUUUGAAUCAGUCCCUCCUCGAGUUAUUGGUAGAACAAAUUUACAUGAUGAAAUUUGUUUGCAGACUCACACGGCCAAUAAAAUCGCGUAUGACUUCCUGGAUCACACUGGAAACCCGACUGAGGAGCAGUACAACUCUAUGGGAGAGAUUGUUGAAGAUAGCUGUAGUUCGGACACAGAUUCGAUAAUCUCCGACAGUUGUUUACAGUACUUGACAGUGAUUGGCAACCUGCCGAUUCCACCAGAAAGUGUCUGUACCAGUGCAUAUGAUGAUGUUGCGAACACUACGCGACCUCCACUUUCAUAGGAAACACGGCCCCUGUAAAUAACUUGUAUCUUUGCCUUACUACGUCCUCUACCGACUGACAAUACGAGACCUUGAAUGUGAAGAGAACCAACAGAGACCUGCUAGGGACGUGUAUGAUAUGGAUGGAUAGGUUUUGAGCAUGAUCCAUGCAAGGACGCAGUACGAACCUGGUAUUUACCGCAUUUAUACCUAAUAUGGAUGCAGUGCGGAUUUGAGGAGCGUGGCGCUGACGUGUGCACUUCAGGUCGCGCUCUCGCUGUGUUGUGUGUACGCUUGAACUGCUUUCUUAUCAGCUAAACCCGUCUACGUCGUGUAACCAUAAGACUUUAACAAUAAUGUAGCUAAAUCGUCUUAAGUUCUGAAAGGUCUUAACCACACUCAGAAAUGUUUACUGCAUAAUUUCUUGGUCUGAUUCAGAUUUUACUACAUAAGCACGACUUCCAUACAAUGUGGUUGUAGAUAGGUUAAAUAGUUUUGCAGAACGAUACCUUCACAAAUCAUGUUUAAAAUAAUGAAUGAACAAGAUGCCGUUUUCUUUGAGACGACAACAGAUCAUGGUAGAAAUAAAUCGCAACUGUUGUGCAUUAAAGAGACACAGGCGGAGAUAACCAAGAGUUUGCUUGGCUCCAAGUUGGCUCAAUUUGAACAUGUUUUCUCUUGCGUUUUUCACUGUUGCGUUUUUUGUUGUUGUUUUUUUUGUUUGUUGUUGUUAAGGUAAAGGGGCUUGCUGAGAAUUAGGAGAUGAGGCGGGGCAUCAUGUAUUUACAUUCCGACUUUUAAUAUAAGAAGUCGACUUAUACCGGACAUAUUGUUGAAUUACGAAGUUUACUAUUUCCGUCAACGAGGUAAUCAAGGGUUGUUUCCCAGCACACCUUUUAAAUUGAAUUUCAGACUCGUGAAAGGUGUGACAUACAUUACAUUAUUUCAGAAGUUUUCAGAUGUUUAGUUUGUAUUAAAAACUGUUCGAUUGUGUGUUCUUGAGCUUCGGAAAGUGGGGGGGAGACGGGAAGCCGUAGUUCAAGAAUACGAAAUCAGAAAUGCGUCGUUUUUAUUGUAAUGUUUCUCAGAAGAUAAAAUAAUAUGAACAUGCAUCUUUUUAAAAUAGUAUUAGUGUAUGCAUACUUGUGUUAUAGCGUAGUCUACAUUGUGUUUGCGCUUGUUUAACAAGGAUCUUGGAAAAAUGUUCGGUUCGCACUUUUUCACUCGUACAGUUAUACAAAUAAUUGUAAAUUGUCACGUUUUAAAGUUUAGCUUUUCACAUUAUAAAAUGAUGGUUCGUAUUCUAUUUUACAUUAAUCGAACACCAUUUGUAGACAUAUAAACUAUAAUUGUGAUUAUGAUACAUAUGUUAUAAUUAAAUAUGUUGAACAAAUCUUUGAACGUGUAUCUAAAAUACACAACGUAGUUAUAACAUGCCUGCGUAUGUAAAGUAGUUAUGUAAUGAGAUGAUAUUGCAAAUGAAUAGAAAAUAGUAUGCAGAUAUUUCAUUGACAUCUUGAACCAAACAAAUGUUUUCCCGAAGUAGAGGAAGCCUUUCUACUAUUCCACUUUAUAACAG